Gongylonema pulchrum is the source of this 327-nucleotide messenger RNA. NCBI's taxonomy places the organism in Eukaryota, Metazoa, Nematoda, Chromadorea, Rhabditida, Gongylonematidae. The record is from the annotation of a GenBank genome assembly.
AUGAGUGCAAGUUAUCCACAUUCUGGUGCCACAUACAGUGGAUAUUUGAUGAAGAAAGGCGCCACUUUCAAAAUGUGGAAGCCUCGCUGGUUUGUUUUGGACUCAAGUAGACACCAGCUGAGAUAUUACGAAAGUGAAACGGAUGUGAACUGUCGUGGUGUCAUUGACUUAGCCGAUGUCAAGUCCGUUGAAGUAGCGCCUAGCCAUGCGUUACGAAAGCCUCUUCUUGAGGUUCGCACCUCGCGACGAGUCUAUUCUUUGCUUGCCGAUACCAAAUCAGAUGCUGAUCUGUGGCUGGAGAAAAUUUUGGCUGCUCUUCACGAUUGA